Cantharellus anzutake is the source of this 861-nucleotide messenger RNA. RefSeq lists its product as uncharacterized. Bases 1 to 861 code for a protein of 286 amino acids. The transcript is spliced from 4 exons. The record is from RefSeq and is a predicted model, not a curated record. NCBI's taxonomy places the organism in Eukaryota, Fungi, Basidiomycota, Agaricomycetes, Cantharellales, Hydnaceae.
AUGGAUACAUGGAGUAGCCAUCCUGCAAUUGCUGAUGAUGAAGAGCCCCGCACUCCCAUCAUUCCUGAAACAAACGCGAUGGAAACAAUGCAAUUCAGAGAUCGUGUAGCUAGUUUCCUCGGUUCACGAACCCCUCUUCGCACCGCAUCUGCCAUUGAGGGUGUCUCACGCCCUGCCAGCGCCCUGAGUGCACGAUCGUCGAUACCUGUUAGUGUAGACGCGUCGAUCUCCGACUUUAAGUCCAUCUAUCCAAGCGAUGUUGCCGAUGUGCUGAUCCGAGACGAGAACGCGUGCAAGCUGUGCGGAGCUGUCGGCACGGAGGAACAGCCGCUCAAAGUAACACGCUUGAUAUGGCAAUCGAAUGAAGGGGACAACGCAUCAGCGACUCGUUCGCUCACUGUGAAAAUAGAUCGAAACGACCAGUCCAAUCUUGUAACUUUGUGCCUACCCCAUGCUCAGUUGUACACAGAGCGGAAAUGGAGGUUUUGUCCCAUCCAAAAGGAUCUUGACGUCAUGAUUGUGUCCGACCAAGAAGACAGGCACGUUUGUGAAAGUGCAUUAGCCAAUGGCCAGCCAUUCCCACCCAGGAUCCAUUCCAGCUUAACCGACUAUUUUGAAGUCUUCCUCCUCGUGGACGACCCAGCAGUCUACAAGAUGGUAACCAUGCAAGCAUUGACAUCGCCACACCCGGAAUACAAGGUGUUUCGUAUACCUGGAAUCAAUCCCUACAUUGUGCUCGCUUCAUGCCUUGAAGUCGUCUUGGGGACCUAUCGCCCUGUUGAUGACAGGACAUUGGAUUUGGAGAAGAAACUCGUGGCUGUCCGAGAGAGCUUCAACAAGAGAAGCAUCUAUCAGGGAUGA